This is a messenger RNA of Gongylonema pulchrum, 303 nucleotides long. NCBI's taxonomy places the organism in Eukaryota, Metazoa, Nematoda, Chromadorea, Rhabditida, Gongylonematidae. The record is from the annotation of a GenBank genome assembly.
AUGGCUUGUUUGGACAGUCUGCUGGAUGGCAGUGUUGAUUGGCAAUUUUUUUACUACGACGCCCGAUUGGCCUCGUUCACCGACGAGUGGCCUCAUCGCUCCGCUAACUUACUGCCAGAAAAGAUGGCUGCAGCAGGCUUCUAUUACGAUCCGGAUAACACAGUCAGAGACAAUGUCACUUGCCCAUUCUGCUUGAAAAGUCUGAUGGGCUGGGAAUUCGAUGAUGAUCCAGUUGUGGAGCACUCCAAAAGAAAAGAUUUGUGCUAUUUUGCGCGGCUUCAGAAAGAGGAGGAAGAAUGGACG